Molecule: messenger RNA, 249 nt
Organism: Phytophthora infestans T30-4
Lineage: Eukaryota; Oomycota; Peronosporomycetes; Peronosporales; Peronosporaceae
Exons: 1
Coding region: 1-249 (82 amino acids)
Source: RefSeq, a predicted model, not a curated record
AUGCUGCUGGUGGUCGGCUACGCCUACUGGGCCUGGCGAGGAUAUCGACAAGCGAUGCGUGACGCGCUGAUGCGGCGACACGAGCGCGAUGUGGAGCGGGGCGAGCACGUAGAUCAAAACAACUACUGGCGUCGAACGGACCCUCGCAGCCCGCCGUCAGCAAUCGCAGCAGUACCAGUGGCGCUCCAAGCAUCAUAUAUUAAAACCACAGAGGUGACCUACACGAACGGGGCGAAGACCAAUCUGUAA